ACCGACAAUGAGCGGUCGCAAAAUUGCGGCGGCCACUGUUCAAAAUCGCACCCAGACGCCAUUCUGGAACUGGCUUAAGCAAAAGCUGUUGGCUUCCGACCGACUCCCCAUCACCCCGCCACCAGGAAUCGCCGGCCCGGACGGAAAAGCAGUCUACCAGAACCCUCUCCGCUUCCCAAACACCCAAUCCGCUCGUCCUUGCUCCGCAGAGCUCCCGGCUCUUCCAGGAGGUGUUCAUCACAAGCUCGCUGAUAAUUAUUACUUGACAAGAGACGGCCGCCGAAACGUCGAUGCUCCGAAAGUGCUCUACUCGUCUGGCGAGUUUGUUGGAGGAGAAAAAGCACAGCCAGCGCAAGUGAAUCAAGGAGUCGCCACAAACUUCGGAUUGACAGCUCCAACCCCUGGUUUUGGAGCCGAAUGGAGCCGAUCCAAGCAGAAUGAGCUGGCCAGCCAGCAGAAGAACACCGAAUUCGAGUAUUUGCAGCGUUUCGACAAGUUCACGAAGAGCGCCUAAGCGUUUUUUUUUUGUAAAUUAAUUUUAGUGGUUCAGAAUGUGACAGAAAUGAAGCUUUUUUCUCGCGGUU
This is a messenger RNA of Caenorhabditis elegans, 584 nucleotides long. RefSeq names its product NADH dehydrogenase [ubiquinone] 1 alpha subcomplex subunit 7 (gene ndua-7). NCBI's taxonomy places the organism in Eukaryota, Metazoa, Nematoda, Chromadorea, Rhabditida, Rhabditidae. Gene Ontology annotation, cellular component: mitochondrial inner membrane. The record is from RefSeq and is marked reviewed. Gene Ontology annotation, biological process: ATP synthesis coupled electron transport.